AUGAACGCCAGUGGCAGGGUAUUCUGUCGGCAUGCGCUGGGUGAGCGAGCCGGUUUCCACUUUUUCGUCUUCCUACCCCACGCCGCGACCCUCUACGACAUACGUCGCGGAUUCAAGAAUUGCGACCUUGAUCGCGACCUCUUGCUAGUGAAGCGCGUUAUCAAGCAGUUGUUACGCGGACUGAUCGACAUCCACCAGCUCGGUUUCAUACAUACCGAUAUCAAGGCUGACAACGUUAGUGUACCAUUGCGCUGCGAUAGCUUGCAUGGCGUGCGUGCGUUCUUCGACCACCCUACGCCUCCACUUACGGAGGAAUGUGAGGUACCCAAUAUCCGGGUGCAACUAGGUGACUUCAGCAGCGCCAUCAAGGCAUCGAGGGAUACCACUGGCGUCAAGGCCAUGCCUAGAGCGGUGCGAGCAGUUGAGAUCAUACUAGGUAGACGAUGGGGCCAGGCCGUCGACGUCUGGGCGCUCGGAUGUUUGAUGAUCGAACUGCUGGGCCCGUUUUCUGUCCAAAGCCUAGCGAAGUGCCCGGAGAAAGUGCGAAGCAGGUUUUUCCGUCCGGAUGGAUCGCUGAAGCCCGCGGGCCAGUUCUUAGCCGAGAGUUUUGCGAGGUGCCCAGAGGAAUUGCGCAGCGAGAUCUUUCACUCGAACGGAUCACUGAGACACCCGGACGUGAUGAAGCUCCCUCGUCGUGGGACUCUCCAGCACCUGUUGAGAAACGCUGGACUGCGUGGCGCUGAAUUGGACGAGGUGCACACAUUCGUGGGCCGAAUGCUGACGUUAGACCCAGACCACAGGCCCACGGCGGCGCAGCUUCUGGAACUCCCGUUUGUUGGACAAUUCGAUUUGCUCACCAAUGGUCCCAUGGAGUCGUAG
This is a messenger RNA of Epithele typhae, 879 nucleotides long. RefSeq names its product kinase-like domain-containing protein. The transcript has 6 exons. Gene Ontology annotation, molecular function: ATP binding; protein serine/threonine kinase activity. Bases 1 to 879 code for a protein of 292 amino acids. The record is from RefSeq and is a predicted model, not a curated record. Lineage: Eukaryota; Fungi; Basidiomycota; Agaricomycetes; Polyporales; Epitheliaceae. Gene Ontology annotation, cellular component: cytoplasm; nucleus. Gene Ontology annotation, biological process: protein phosphorylation; intracellular signal transduction.